UGUAACUUUUUCAUCGCAAGAUGAAUAGCAGCACACUGAUAGAGCUCUUUGGUCAGCUCAUAUUCAGUUUUACGCGAGGCGUGGCAGAGAAUUACAAUCCAGACGAACCAGAAUUUACAACGGAGUCUUUGGGCUAUGAUCCUUUAGAAUGUACCGGUCGGGAGUGGAAUUACCUACCUGUUGACGAGCUUAUUUAUCAGGAAUACAGCGAUAUGGAAGGCUCGAAUUUGAACUAUAUGGCGGCGAACAGUCUUAGAAUACGGGUUAUAAAUGCAUGCUCACCAGAAGAAAACGAAGUUGUAUAUGACGAACAAUAUGGAGAAGACAGAGCAAUGGCUUGGAAACGGCUUAGACCGUCAGCACUUCGCACAGUUGGUAAAUCAAUGUACGUUGGAGCUUUGAUCUCACUUUUAACGGCUUCCAUGAUAGGUUCCUUGUACGUGCUGAUAACUUAUCUCAUUUACAAAUUUGGAAUCGUCUGCGAAUUUCAGAAGUCCAUUCCAAUACAAGUACAGUGGCUCCGGACAGGUUCGGUGAUCAUCACCUGUGCCUUUGCUUACAUGUGGUACUUCGCUAAUAUACUUAGUCUAUUUCGCCCUCACCAGUUAAAUGGGGUAAAACGAAAACUAAUACUAGUUUGUGUCAUUGUCUUUUGUUUGGAUGCAAUUUACUGUAUAAUUUUACAAGUCUUUGGAAUAUCUCACUCACCGUUUUCUACGCUACAAAAGACCCCUCUCGACGCAUCGUUUUUCGUAAGUGUAUGUUGGCAGACCUAUUUCUUAACAAACCAUUUGCUGAUACGAAAAUCCAGAAAACAACGGGGUAUUAUUUUCAUGCAAAUGAUUCUGCCCACCCUAUCUACUUUUAUUCUCAGUGCGACGAUGAUAUUUCUCGUUUUUCCAGCGUACAAUGAACAAAACAAGGAAGGAAAACUUUCAAUCGCUUUAUUUGCUCCCCUCAUUGGCGUUGUACUCAAAGUCAUCUCGCGAAUCUUUGCCCAGCGGUUAUGCAACAUUACACAUCCAGGAUAUUCGUAUGUCUUACUUGCGCCGUUACAUUUUGCAUCAGCGAUUGCGUUUAGAAUCUUACAGGCGGACCUCAGUAGUGUGCAGUCCAUGGCUAUUCUUGGUGUAAUUCACGGCGUUGCAGAGGUCAUAGAACGAAGCACCAUAGUCUUCUUUGACCAUGUUUGUCAUGUUAUAUGGAAAAGAAAGACAGCACCUUGGGGAAGUUUUCGCACUCCCCGCCGUGAGAGAUUAAUGGCUGAUAUAAAUAUCAUGGGCAUGUUGUACGAAUCAACUGCUGUUGUCUCUGUUAAUGGAUUUUUACACCUAUAUCAAUUAGUUUUCUUAAGAAAUUAUUUAAUCUUAGAGCUGCUUAAAUCAUUUGCUAUCCGGACCUCUAUACCCCUGAUAACUGAAUGGUUUUUCACAAGCGUUUCUUUAGCGAUCGAAACUCGAUAUCAGAAUAUGGCUGUCAUGGCUGUUUGGCGAAGAAGAUGGAAAAAACAUAUCUUAGUAGCAGUGGUAAAUGCAGUGCCUUUAGCUCUUGCAACAAGUUCGAACUUAAUAGACGUUGUUCAUGGACGUUUUAAUGAAUCUAGUCAGGUUUGUAAAAUGCCAUUCGCCAGCUGA
This is a messenger RNA of Pocillopora verrucosa, 1634 nucleotides long. RefSeq lists its product as uncharacterized. The record is from RefSeq and is a predicted model, not a curated record. NCBI's taxonomy places the organism in Eukaryota, Metazoa, Cnidaria, Anthozoa, Scleractinia, Pocilloporidae.